UGACGCCGCGCCGCGUGACGCGCUGUACGCAUCGAUCCUGCGAUGCUCGCUAUCGCUAGUUACUCUCGCUGAUUCGUGAUGAUGGUUCGACGCAGCGGCAGGUACACCACCUGGCGUGGAUUUAAAGAUUUCGCGCUUGGAAAACCACCGGACGAAGAAAAAGAAAAGCCAAAACCAGAGGACGACCUAUCGAACCAUGACGAAAUAUUCUUGAAAAGUAUCGUUGAAAGUCCGGAUUUCGGGCGAAAAAGUGAGCCCAUCGAAUCAGAGGAGGACCUGGUCGUAAAACCCGUAUCGUUGGAUAACGUAAACAUAAUACGGUUGCUGAGCGAGUAUCGUGGCACCAACAUCAGAACUAUUGAGCAAGCGGAACUCGCUAUAUUGCUAUCCAGAAUACAUUUUAAGGCUUUAAUAGAUGCUCAUGAUGCAAUAGGUGCCUUGUGGCUUCAAAGAGGAUCUGGCAUUGAAGAGCCACCUGCUAAACAGGACAAAGACACUGCAGAAGGUGUGGAAACUAGCCCGGAGGAGAACGGAGACAUGCCUGUGGAGACAGUCAAAGUUGUAGGCCUUAGGAAAGUGCCUGGACAACCUUUAGGGUUAACGGUCACAACAGAUGAGCAUGGCCAACUCAUAGUAGCUAGAAUAUUAGCCGGCAGUGCCGCAGCCAAGCAAGCCUUACUCUCCAUAGGAGACGUCCUGCUAGAAGUAGACGGAGUACAAGUAGAUACUGAAGAGCAGCUAAAAGAGGCAGUGUCCAAGCCUAAUGAUAGAGUCACCUUAAAAGUGGGGCCUAACCUUAAGGAGAAAAGUUCCCAGUUAACGAAUAAGCUUAGUUGCUACAUGAGAGCUCUGUUUGACUAUAAUCCGAAGGAGGACACGCUAUUACCAUGUAAAGAAAUUGGACUGGAAUUCAAAAAGUGUGAUAUUUUACAAGUGUCAGACAGAAAAGACCCCAACUGGUGGCAAGCGAGUCAUGUAGAAAACCCUGAUGUAGUAGGUCUAAUACCCUCUCCGGAAUUGGAGGAAAGAAGAAAAGCGUAUGUGCCGCCUGAAGCGGACUUCGUUCAUAAAAUUAGCAUAUGUGGAGCUAGGAUAUCUAAAAAGAAGAAAAAGUUCGUAUACGAGUCCCGCUCAAGCGUACAGCUGGAAGGCGCGGAAUUAGCGCUGUAUGAAGAAGUAGCGCGGACUCCGCCGUUCCUACGGCGGGUGUUAGCGCUAGUGGGCACGCACGGCGUGGGCCGGCGCACGCUCAAGAAUCGCAUGCUCCACGAACAUCCCGACCGCUUUGGAGCCGUUGUACCACAUACUUCCCGGCCUCCCCGACCGCUAGAAGAGAACGGCACGUCAUACUGGUUUGUGUCGCGCGAGGAGAUGGAGCGAGACGCGCACGCGGGUCGUUUCCUCGAGUAUGGAGAGCAUAAUGGGCAUCUUUACGGGACCCAUUUGGAUUCUAUCCGGGCCGUCAUCAAAGAGGGCAAGAUGUGCAUCCUGGACUGCGCGCCGGCGUCGCUGAAGCUGCUGCACAACAGCAGCGAGUUCCUGCCCUACGUGGUGCUGGUGGCCGCGCCUGGCAUCGAGCAGCUCCGGAACCUCACCUUCGCCUCCAACCGCAAUCUGACGUUCGACCGGCAGAGCUCCAUUCGCUUUAGCUCGCGCCGCGCGCGCACGCUAGAGUCCCUCGCUUCGCUAUACGAGGAAGAAGACAUGAAGCAAACGCUAGAAGAGAGCGCCCGGAUACAGCGCCAGAACGAGAAGUAUAUAGAUCUCGUGAUCACCAAUCACAACAACGACACCACGUACUCGCGCAUCAUGGACGCGCUACACACGCUCUCCACCGACCACCAGUGGGUGCCCGUCAGCUGGAUAUACUAACACACUUCGCUGUCCGAUCGAACACGAAGUGUACGUUAGACCUUACUGUUCAGCAAACGUUAGAAGAGAGCGGAUACAGCGCCAGAACGAGAAGUACAUCGACCUGGUCAUCAUCAUCACCAAUCACAAGAACGACACCACGUACUCGAGCAUCAUGGACGCGCUGCACACGCUCUCCACCGACCACCAGCGGGUGCCCGUCAGCUGGAUAUACUAACACACUCCGCUGUACGAUCGAACACGAUGUGUCCGCUAGACCUUACUGUUCAGCAAACGUUAGAAGAGAGCGGAUACAGCGCCAGAACGAGAAGUACAUAGACCUGGUCAUCACCAAUCACAACAACGACACCACGUACUCGCGCAUCGUGGACGCGCUGCACACGCUCUCUACCGACCACCAGUGGGGCCCGUCAGCUGGAUAUACUAACAAGGGUGACACUUCGCUGUGUUCGUCAAAGAUAAUGUUUACAUUUUUCGCCUUAUUAGCUUAUUAUUAUUACAAAGAAAGGUGCAAAAGGUAAACAUUUGACGUCGCCUGUUAGAAUAACUUGAUGUUUAUGUCAAUAGUACCAAAGAUUCAUUGAUCGUAUAAAGUCUAGAAAAAUUUGUACUACUUUUCACGGCGCUUGUCAAUUUCGCCGGCCGCGCGGCCGGUUUGACAAUUCGGUCACCACAAAACAUAUAUCUGGCGCCGUACAGCGCCGUCUACUUCAGCUUUCAAACUUGGGGCACUAUUUUUACUUAGACUUGGUACUAAUCUUAUACAAUCAAUGAAUUUUUGAUAGUACUUUCCCAUAAAUAGUGUUAUAGAUAAAAGUCAAAUUGCCAUCGCCUGGCACAUUAUUUAAAUGGGUCGCUUAUUCACUUACCAUAAAGCACACAUCUUCUGGUUUCUUUAACGACACCGACUAACAGCCCAAUAAUGCAAGCUGUCUGAUUAAUUACGAGAAUGUUCGUCUUCGAAACUUCAAGGAUGAUAAAAUACAUGUCGUAUACACCAUCAAUGCGACGUAAUAACCGUACCUAGUAUAAUUAAUGGGGGUUUAGUCAAACACUCAAAAUGGCUUAAAUAUUAUGUUGUAAUCGUAAUUAUGAAAGAUGGCUUGCCAAUCGGGCUAAAUAGGUUUAUAAAUUUACA
This is a messenger RNA of Cydia splendana, 3010 nucleotides long. RefSeq names its product protein PALS2 (gene vari). Gene Ontology annotation, cellular component: plasma membrane; cell-cell junction. Gene Ontology annotation, molecular function: protein binding. The record is from RefSeq and is a predicted model, not a curated record. The coding region runs from base 79 to 1872 and encodes 597 amino acids. NCBI's taxonomy places the organism in Eukaryota, Metazoa, Arthropoda, Insecta, Lepidoptera, Tortricidae. The transcript has 12 exons.